AUUCAAGGCGCGGCUCAGGAACAGGUGCGCGGAUUCACCUUUUUUGUUCGUCGGUGAUUUAUUUACAAAAGACUCCUGGGAUAAACAGCAGAGGACUUUAUUUUACCUAUCUAUAUUUAUUUAUUUUGUGGAGGAAACUUUUCUUACAGGUGGACUCUUUUUGUGUGAGAUCAGGUCAGUCUGAACAGGUGCAAUGGCAAACUCAGGUCUCCAGAUCUUAGGCUUUGCUCUGGCUCUGUUGGGCCUGAUUGGACUGAUCAUUGGGACCAUCCUGCCCCAGUGGAAGAUGUCCGCUUAUGUUGGAGACAACAUCAUCACGGCCGUGGCCAUGUAUGAAGGACUGUGGAUGUCCUGCGCGUUUCAGAGCACAGGACAGAUCCAGUGCAAAGUGUACGACUCCAUCCUGCAGCUCAACAGUGCCCUUCAGGCAACACGUGCCCUCAUGAUUGUGAGCAUUAUUGUAACGGCUGCUGGUUUGGGUGUAGCCUGCAUGGGAAUGAAGUGCACUACCUGUGGAGGAGAUGACAAAGCAAAGAAAUCCAAAAUUGCAAUGGCUGGUGGAAUUAUCCUGGUGGUCGGAUCUUUGUGCUCAAUUGUUGCCUGCUCGUGGUACGCUCACGACAUUAUCCAAGCCUUCUACAACCCCUUCACCCCUGUCAACACAAAGUAUGAGUUUGGUUCUGCUAUCUUCAUCGCCUGGGCCGGAGCCUUCCUCGUCAUCAUUGGGGGUGGAAUGCUGGCUGCGUCUUGUCCACGGGGCAAAUCUGUAUCUGCACCCAGGUAUCCCCGAGCUCCUAGCAGCAGCAAGGAGUACGUGUAAACAAGACAGGACUGUGGUGCGAGGCCCAAGGAACACUUUGACAUUCAAACUAGCCAACCUGAGAAUGACCAGUUGUACAUUAGGCAGAAGUUUAUCGCCUCAGCUUUUUGAACUUUCAGGGUUGCCCUGUGUUGUUACUGUAACAUUUUAACACAUUUUUAAUACCUGUUUACUUCAUUAUCAGAUUUGUGUCGUAGUCAGUGCUCACCUCUGGAGAUGGUUCAAAAUGUCACAUAAAGCACUAAAGUAACCUUCCAUACUGAGAUCUACAAUGUAAAUUUUCAUUUCUGUUCAACUUUGGAGAAAUGUCUAAGUGCACUGAAUAAAUCUCCAUUUAGACAGUCCCUAAAUGAUCUGACACUGCAGCGGAGGUCCUCAUGUCAUGUUAAACCAUGUAAAUGUGCCUUAUUUAUGCUCAGUACGGUUGACGUUGUAAUCAAUGCCUAGUUUUGUAAGUAGAUCAUGCUGGAUUGUUGUGAACUUGCUGAGAGGCCAUUGUGUUGUGCCACGUAACGGAGGCUGAUCGGCAAAAUAUAAUUGAUGUGAAUACAGUGUUUGUUUCUGCAAUGCAAAAAAUGCAGGUUUUUAAACUUUUGUUGUAUAUUAAUAAAAAAAAAAUAUAUAUCAUACAUGUC
This is a messenger RNA of Periophthalmus magnuspinnatus, 1455 nucleotides long. It is a transcript of the gene cldn7b, whose product is annotated as claudin 7b. Gene Ontology annotation, cellular component: bicellular tight junction; plasma membrane. Gene Ontology annotation, biological process: cell adhesion; bicellular tight junction assembly. The transcript is spliced from 4 exons. Bases 194 to 820 code for a protein of 208 amino acids. The record is from RefSeq and is a predicted model, not a curated record. Lineage: Eukaryota; Metazoa; Chordata; Actinopteri; Gobiiformes; Gobiidae. Gene Ontology annotation, molecular function: structural molecule activity.